Molecule: messenger RNA, 2891 nt
Organism: Branchiostoma floridae (Florida lancelet)
Lineage: Eukaryota; Metazoa; Chordata; Leptocardii; Amphioxiformes; Branchiostomatidae
Exons: 9
Coding region: 273-2306 (677 amino acids)
Molecular function (GO): protein binding
Source: RefSeq, a predicted model, not a curated record
UGAAGCACCACCUGAGUGGCUAUACGGGGAAACGCCGGUUUAGAGGACACACACGUUUUAAAACCCGUCCGUGUAUUUCCUCCCUAUCAACGUCAACGAACCACACAAACAUUUGGAGAGGGGAGAGGCUCGUUAACAGGAGGGAAAAGUCCGUGGAAAUCACCGACGAUUUGGGGCAGCCUAGAAUGAACUCACCCAUUCAGGGGGACACCACAGUGGCAAGCUGCACGCCUAGGGUGGCUGGCGACUCGUCUAUUAUGUGCUGAAAAUACAUGAGGGAAAAGGGGCGCUACACAAAGGGAAUAACUCUGCAUAUCGUACCGGUAGACCCUCGGAGAUGCUGUGAACCCACCGAGAGUUCCACCGCGCUGCUCUCGGGAAGAGGCGACACAUCCCACCGAAGGCUCGCCCGUGAGGCUACGAUGGAAAGCGGCGUCAUGGCCAAGGUGGGCAGGUCGAUAUUCUACUACAGCGAGCCCGAAAUAUCGGACGGCUCCCGCGCUAACUCGGCAGAAUCGCUAUGCUCCGAUGACUCGAGUUUAUCAGCGAACGAGCCCGUAGCGGGCGUGAGUACGGGCAGCCUUCCCUGCCGAGGCCACCACGGACGGGAGCGGUUUAUCGCAGUCCCCGGCCCCGACGGGGUCACCCUCGCACAGCUUACUCACUCCGGCUUUCUCAAAGCCUUUCCACAAAAUCCGCUUAGCCGCCGAGGCUCGGAGGAUAUGCUAAGCAAAGAUAAAGACUCUGACACGGAAUCGUGCAAAAGCGGAGGAGUUACAGCAGCGCCUGCCAGCAAACGUACCAGCAUACCAAGAAGGUCUUCUACGGGUUCGUACGAGAUGUCAACGGCCCGGAGGAAACUGGUAGCGGCUCGGCAAAAACUCGGGCGAAAGGCGACAGGAUCUUUCAGAAGCACUGCUGACAAGACAUCGCAAAGUGACGACGACAGCAGUCGCUGCAGUACUAUAAGACGCGCUAAACACGGAGACUUGAAGAGAUCGCUGAGCCCUCAGCUGGGCAGGUACAUCAAGAGUUACCUCCUGCGGCAGGGCAGUCCCAAACACGCACUGCUGAGAGCCAGUCAUAUACAUGCUACGUCGGAAGCUGACGUGAAACCACCCAUGAACCAGAGAAGACUCGUGGCGUUACGGAGGGACCCGAUCAUUGGAUAUGGCUUUCAACUACAGUCCUUCAGUUUCCAUACGGAAUGUGGAAGUCUGCAGUACGCCACUUACGUCAAUAAGGUCAUUCCCGACGGGCCAGGUCACGUGGGAGGACUACAACCAGGUGACGUCAUAAUGGAGGUAGACAACACCAAUGUGGAAAGGGAGGGAGCCAAGUCCAUUACUGAGAUGAUCAGGAGAACGGGACCGUCCGUUAGACUCACGGUGGUGUUCAUGGACGCCGUGCGCCGGGUCAGACUGCAGAGGAGACUGGAAGAACUCAAGUCUGACCUGUGCACCAAGAAGCUUGAGCUAAUGGACUUGGUGGAAAAGGAAAGGGAGCUGACGGGUAAACUUAGUCCGGGAAGCCAACACGGAAGCCCAACGAAAGACCUCAGUCCGACUAAAUCCCCUGCUGGCCAGGGGUUUGUGAGAGACAGCCAUGACGUAGAGAGGUCCCCAAAUAGAACAUCCCAUGUCCAAAAAUCCCCUAGCAGAUCCUCUCAGGACUCGAGCGACCUCUCUCCCGACUAUGUGGAAAUCACAGGCAGUCAAGACGACGUUUUCAGCAGCCAUGUUGGGGUACCUACAUCCGGGGUAGUACCAGGGUCGUCUGCGACGUUGCCUCCAUCCGCGAGAGCAGCAAUGGCGGGAACUUCAGGUCGCGCUCGUAGAGUGUCGUCUGACAGAGAUUCUGUCUAUGGUGAAGAACUGAAACAACUCAAGGCUGUAUUGCAGCACUUUGAGUCGCUACAGCGAUACAAGGAAGAGAAAAUAGCCUCCAACAAUUACGGAGAAACGAAGGAGAAUCCUCACACUAGUGGAACAUGGCCGCGGCAACAGUCACCCGCCAGUCGACACCGUUUGUCUCGCGAGAGAAAACGAGACCCUUCGCCCAAUCACACGGACUGUACCACAACGUACGACCGGCGACGUCAUUCUCGCAAAGGUAGUUUAGAAUCUGACACAAGCGUAGAGAACUCUGUAGUAGCUGUCUCAGCGCCUGAGUCUCCACAAGGUAGACUUUCCCGCCAAAAUAGUCUGGAAAAGGAGAAGGAACUAGAAGGACAUCUUCACGCAUUGAGAAGGAAACACAAGUCAGGCCGCCUUAGUGCCAAGUCCAGCGAUGAAGUUUACGUAUAAUAUAAGUUGUACGUAGACUUCAUGUUGUUGUAAAUAAACAAUAUUAGGUUUAAAGAGAGGUAAACAACACAUUCAUCAAUAUUCAGGAGUCAUUAAUUGUACAAGAACCAUCUCAUGAGGCUACUAGUGUAGCCUUCGCAAACGUAGAGGCCGAUUUUCGUUUUCCAAAACGGUCGUCACCUCUUAAAACGGCCGUUGCCAAUUUCUGUGUACACACGCUGUGAUUGGGCAAUUUCUAAAUGUUGAUUUACAUACGCUUUGCUUCUGGUAAGCCCCCCUCCCCAAAAAAGUUAUGAAAUGCUGAGACAUAGCAACGACCGUUUGAAGUGGCAACGACCGUUUGCAAGGCGAAAAAACGCGCUCCGUAUAGACCCUUCUGUACAAAAUUGUCACUUUAGAAUGCUGUCGACGUAUUUAUACUAGAACCUUUGGAUAUCAAUGAAACAUUUGGCUGCCAUGACAUGCGAUACCUCUCUAGUCUCUACUGUUGGAAAAAAAGUUCAGUCAGAAACGAAAACUGAAAACUUCUGUAGAAAUAAGGUUUAGAACAAGGUUCUAUUGUGUUCAUCUUGCAUUUUCCUUUUU